UCCUCACCUUCGCAUUCUCUCUAUACCAGACUCCAUAUCAACUCGCUUCCAACCAGUUCGGCCUCACACUCCUCUAUCUGACAGCCAGUCCUCUAUCUGACAGCCAGAAUGGUGCCCAUCUUCUCUACACUCCAGCCAUCGGAAGUCUUCAGCCCCACACUGCUGUCGCAGCUUCCACGCUCGAAACACAAGCGAGUUGUCGACAGUGUGCUACACGAGGUCGACGAAUUGCGGAAUAGCUGUCUUCAACUAUUCUUCUCGGACACGCGUCACAACACGCCGUCUGAGUCAAAUGACCAGCUCACCAUCCGCGAGUACGAAUCUCUGUACGAUCAAGAGCUUCGGAAGUUCGUGGAAGGAAUCGAAUUGCACCUGAUGGAGGACCUCGCGUCGCGCCGCUCGUCUAAGAGAGGCUCAAACUUCGAUCGUACUACUACGGGAGUCUUGGAGGCAGCCUACGCUCGCGCAUCGACUCUCACGCACUCGGAGUGCAAGAUCGUCGCACGCGCAUCUGGUCUGACUCAUCAACAGUUCCAGAACAAGAGGAGUAGAGAGAAGAAGCGAACCCGUACACGCUCCAAACGACCCGCCCAACAAGCUACUAUCGCUCACUCGCACGUCACUCCGGACCUUCAGCGCUACCUUCCUGCCGCAACAGUCGCGCCAGAUCUUGGAGAUCAAGAUGACACGGUCUGUCCGUCCACUGCGCCUCCCAUUCAAGCCAGUAAGCCCCGGGUCAAGGACGUCUCGGCCGCUGCGUCGGAUUGCAACGAUACCGUUGGCUCGAUGAAGGGCGACGUUGCAGCCUGUGACGCCCUCGGCGCCAUGUCCGAUUGGCUGAACGAGGCUAUCUUUGGCUCCGAUGCGCAAUACCAUACAGUACCAGACGGCCAAGUAACGAAGUCUGUGACGCCGACAGAGGAACCAUCUGAGGGCUCACCGAAUCCUUUGGCCUCUGACACCGAGGCAAUUGGCGACCUAGCCUACUGGUUAUAA
Vanrija pseudolonga is the source of this 996-nucleotide messenger RNA. RefSeq lists its product as uncharacterized. Bases 109 to 996 code for a protein of 295 amino acids. The record is from RefSeq and is a predicted model, not a curated record. The transcript has 5 exons. NCBI's taxonomy places the organism in Eukaryota, Fungi, Basidiomycota, Tremellomycetes, Trichosporonales, Trichosporonaceae. Gene Ontology annotation, molecular function: DNA binding.